Molecule: messenger RNA, 3841 nt
Organism: Castor canadensis (American beaver)
Lineage: Eukaryota; Metazoa; Chordata; Mammalia; Rodentia; Castoridae
Source: RefSeq, a predicted model, not a curated record
UUUUUUAAUUAACUGUGUAAGUAUUUCAAUGUUACAUUGUUUCUUUUCCCUUAGAUUUCAACAAGAAAAACUUAAGCUUCAUCGGAUUCCCACAUCAAAGAAAAGUUACAAGCCACCUGUCCAUGUGAGCUCUCCCAGCUGGAUCUUUACCAUCUCUCUCCACUCUGCACUUCUGGUUUCUUUGGCUGCAGGAUAUCGUAGCUUUCAGAAGGAGCUCACACCUGAUGACAAAGAACAGCUUGCUAACCACAAAAGGGGACUUGAUGCCAAGUUUUUAGUUGCACUUCCUAAAGUUGCAGAAUUAAGAAAACUCUUUGAACCAAAGAGGAAAGAAUUUUUAGAAAUGAAGAGGAAAGAAAGAAUUGCCAGGCGUUUGGAAGGAAUCGAAAAUGACACCCAGCCCAUCCUCUUGCAGAGCUGCACAGGACUGGUGACUCAUCGCCUGCUGGAGGAAGACACGCCCAGAUACAUGCGAGCCACCGACCCUGCCAGCCCCCACACUGGCCGAUCAAAUGAAGAGGAUGAAACUUCUGAUUCUUCUUUAGAAAAGCAAACUCAAUUGAAAUACUGCCCAGACACCUCGGGGGUCCAUGGUAGUUCAUCCCGUAGUUCAGGUUCCAUGGACACCCACAGUCUUGAGUCCAAAGCCGAAAGAAUUGCAAGGUACAAAGCAGAAAGGAGAAGGCAGCUGGCAGAAAAAUACGGGCUGACUCUAGAUCCAGAGGCAGAAUCUGAAUAUUUGUCUCGCUACACCAAGUCCAGGAAGGACCCCGAUGCUGUUGAGAAAUGGGGAGGGAAAAGUGAGAAGCAAGAAGAGUCAAGCAAAGAGUCAAGUUCUCUGUAUACCAGGUCCGAGACCAUGGGGCUCAGGACCUGUGCAGUGGACUCCAAGGGCUAUGCCUUCUACGGCAGUGACACUGCUGACCGGGAGGUGCUGCUAAAUGUAGAAAACCAAAGACGAGGUCAAGAGCUGAGUGCCACCCAGCAGGCCCACAACCUGCCCCCAGCAGGCGAGACUUCCUCAUCCUUCUCCUUCUCUGGGCGAGGCGCCUCCUUCACCGAAGUGCCAAGGUCCCCAAAACAAGUGCCCAGCUCCCCACUUCAGCAGCAGUCGGCCUCCCCGAGCCACUCUCUGGGUGACCAGCCAUUGCCACCUGAGACUCGACCCAGUACAGGGAAGCCCAAACAUGAGUGGUUUCUCCAGAAAGAUUCCGAAGGGGACACACCUUCGCUUAUCAACUGGCCUUCCAGAGUUAAAGUUAGAGAAAAACUGGUGAAAGAGGAGAGUGCUCGCGGCAGCCCUGAACUUGCCUCAGAGUCCUUAACUCAGAGGAGACAUCAGCCAGUGCCCGUCCAUUUCCUGUCCUUUCAGUCAGAAAAUUCGGCCUUUGAUAGGGUCACAAGCAAAACAAUGAGCUCUGUGCGACAGCUGAACCGUGGCUGUGUCCAACCAGAAAAUCCCAUUCACACUGUCAAGCUGGCAACCACGGAAGCUCCAGAUCACGUAUCUGAGUGCAGCUGGGUAGGCUCAGCCACCCCAAAUGUCCCAAAGCCUCCCACCCUUCAUAUCUGUGAGUCAAAAGCAGACGAAGAUGUGCUCUUCUCUGAAGCUCUGGAGAAGAACCAUAAAACACACUUGACUUUGGAGAAUGAUGGGCUUUCCACAAGCCACCAAGACGCCUCUGUGAAUGAAGACUUAGGUAAGCCUGCUGUUAGCACUGUCACCCUCGAACCUCACCAGGACCCACAAGCUCAACACCAGCCUGCUGAGAAAACAGGCCGGAGUGAAAUGGUUUUGUAUGUUCAGAGCGAGCCUGUGUCCCAAGACACCACAUUGACCAGUCACCAAAAGGAAGCAUCUCCAAAGAAACACAAGGUCCUCACCCGCUCCCUGUCUGAUUACACCGGUCCCCCUCAGCUCCAGGCCUUACGACGUAAAGACCCGGCUUCAAAGAGAGAGCUGGAGCCUCAGACUUCCAGGGCUGAAGGGCCCUGUGCAGAGGCAGGCAUGCUGGACACGAAGGUCUCUGUCGCCCAGCUCCGAAAUGUGUUUCUGGAGUCUGCCAGAGCGAGCAAGAAACCCGAACUCCAAUCACGUGUUGAGAGAUCAACCGAAGGAGUUGGCUUGCCCACCAGUAUGGAACAGCAGAGAGGGUCUCGGAAACCAAGGCGAUAUUUUUCUCCAGGCGAAAAUAGAAAAACUUCUGAGAGAUUUAGAACUCAACCUAUAACCUCAGCAGAACGAAAGGAGUCCGAUAGGUAUACUUCAAGUUCAGAAAUGCCAACUGUAGAGGAUGAAGAAAAGGUAGAUGAACGAGCCAAACUGAGUGUUGCUGCCAAGAGGCUGCUUUUCCGGGAAAUGGAGAAAUCAUUUGAUGAGCAAAACGUCCCAAAGAGACGCUCGAGAAAUGCGGCUGUGGAGCAAAGACUGCGCCGUCUGCAGGACAGAUCCCACACCCAGCCCAUCACCACAGAGGAAGUGGUUAUCGCAGCCACUGAACCUAUCCCCGCUUCGUGUUCUGGGGUCACCCACCCUGUAAAGACGAGACUUCCUAGUCCCACUGUAGCUAGGAGCGCUGUGCAGCCUGCCAGGUUACAGGCAUCUGCUCACCAAAAGACUUUAGCCAGGGACCAGGCAAAUGAGGGCAAAGACUUCACUGACCCAGGAGAACCUGAUUCCUCCACUCUGAGCCUAGCAGAGAAGUUGGCCUUGUUUAACAAAUUGUCCCAGCCGGUCUCAAAAGCUAUUUCUACCCGUAACAGACUGGAUGUGAGACAGAGGAGAAUGAAUGCUCGCUAUCAGACUCAGCCGGUCACACUUGGAGAGGUGGAACAGGUGCAGAGUGGGAAGCUCAUCUCCUUCUCCCCGACUGUGAGCACAUCUUUGUCCACCACGGCUCCCACCGCUGCUCCCACAUAUGCAGGGGAUCUUCGGACAAAGCCAUCUGUGGACAACAGUACAAGUGCCACUGACUAUAAGUUUUCUUCUCCCACGGAAAACUCAGACUCUCCCAUUAGAAGCAUUCUGAAGUCACAGGCCUGGCAGCCUUUGGCAGAGGGGAGUGGGGGCAGAGGAAUGCAGAGGGAAUUUGGAGAGGCAGAAAGUAAGACUGUGACUGGCGAGGAGAGUGGGGUGAAGACAUGUGGGUCCUUUGAGGAAGUGGAACCAUUCUUCCCCAGCCUUAGCAGAGUCAGGGAAGGGGACAGCCAAAAGGACCCUAAAUAUGCCCCUCUGAGGAAAGGAAGCUUGGAACUGGUUAAUCCGCCCAUUGCCCAUCUUGGUGAUGAACUGAAGGAAUUUUCCAGUGCUAAAAUUAGCAUACAAGGAAACGUGGACUUGAAGGACGGCCAGCCCUUUGAAGACAAAGAGGAUGUGGAGAAUGUCUCAAAAAGGAAGCUGUCACUCAAAGCAGCAGAGUUUGGGGAGCCAGUGUCUGAGCAGACAGGGACAGGGGCAGGCAAAGCCAUUGCUCAGAUGGCAACCCCAGUCUCCUGGAGGCAGCAGGACCCUUCAGAACUGCCACAGGAGAAGCACUACAAGAGUGCAUGCGCCAUGCCUGCUGCUGGGGAGAUCAGAGCACCGGUGGGAGAGGGCAUCCUCGAUUCACCCAGCAAGACCAUGUCGAUUAAAGAAAGAUUGGCACUGUUGAAGAAGAGUGGCGAGGAAGACUGGAAGAACAGACUUAACCGGAAGCAGGAAUACGGCAAAGCAUCUGUUACCAGCAGCCUGCACAUCCAAGAAAUGGAACAGUCACUUAAGAAGAAGGAAGAAGGAGGAUUUACAGAUGAUAAUGCCAUGUCUAAUCUGCUUUGGCGGGUCACAGAAAGUCGAGAGAGCCAA